AUGGCUUCAUUGCUUCGGGUCCUGGCGCCUUUGGCUGUACUCCUUGGGCAUACCCUUGCCCAUCCCCAGGAUGCAGUUCGCCGGGCCAACGUCGCCGUGUCCAAUACUGGAAGUUCACUGACAUAUGUCUUCCAAAACAAUCUAAAUGCCUCGGACGACGCCAACCAUGUCGGGGCAAUUCUGCUUGACCCUAUGUCAGCAUCUGCCGGAUCGGCUGCUUGUCAGGCUUUGAGCGAGACACUUUUGACUCAAGCUACCAUUCAGAAUUACAGCAGUGACUUCUCGUCCGCAUUGUCAUACUUGGCAUACUCCGGAAGAGUGUCCCCUAACCAGGUGUAUCACAUUGCCGACGGCAGCCUGCAAGUGUCCCCUCAAGCGCAGCUCUCUUUUCCCGCGGUGCAACAGGGCAACACUGCUUUGCCUGUCCUUUGCACUCAAUCAAGCAACGUAAGCCAGCCUUCAAACUCGACCGUGAGCGCUUCAAAUCAAAUUAUCGUGGCGGUAGCAGGCAACACAUAUGUCGGCUAUCGGAAUCAGAAAUCGUUUCGUUUCCUGGGCCUCCGAUAUGCUGAUCCGCCCCAGCGAUGGGUAUACUCUCAUCUAUACACUGGGACUGGCAAAACAGUGAAUGCAACCGCUUAUGGUGCGCAAUGUUCUCAGCCAUCUGUCAACGGCACGAGUGAGGAUUGCUUGUUCCUCAACAUCCAGACGCCCUACAUUCCCAAAUCUGGAUCAUCCAAGAACCUGCGACCCGUCUUGUUUUGGAUCCACGGUGGAGGAUUCACUGGCGGCACUGGGGCCGACCCGUUAAGCGAUGGUGGUAACCUAGCUUCUCGAGAAGAUAUUGUUGUCGUAACCAUCAAUUAUCGGCUGUCAACUCUGGGAUUUUUGGCUAUCCCUGGCACUAAUAUCAAAGGUAACUUCGGUAUCGGAGAUCAGAUCGUCGCCUUAAAUUGGACCGUUCAGAAUAUUGCCAAGUUUGGCGGAGAUCCAACGAAAAUUACCAUCAUGGGUGAAUCUGCCGGAGCUGGCUCGGUCCGAACUCUUCUCGGGAGUCCCCCUGCUAUUGGAUUGUUCCAGGGCGCAGUAGCUAUGUCCAACUUAGGCGGCGGAGUGACCCUUGGCCUUGACAGCAACUAUGGCACCCCUUACUCGUCUUACUACACAGUCAACGAGUCGUAUACAGUCGCCGGGCCCCAGAUCUUUAAUGCGUCAAAUUGUACCCAGCAGACAUUGAGUGGCAAGAUCGCGUGUCUCAAGAAGGUCAAUGCCACAGCCCUAGUGAAUCUAGGGACGGUUGCAAGAUAUGUCGUCCAAGACGGUACCAUUGUCAAUUCCUCUGAACUUAAUGUGGUCAAGAAGAAUGCGGGAAGCGCAUAUGUCCCGAUCAUGUUUGGCAAUGCCGCAAACGAUGGCGCCUCCUUUUCUACGAUAUCUCCGACACUGGUGCACAACGAAACACAGGGGCUGAUGGCUGGUCUGAGGAUCAAUGCGUCUUAUGCACAAGCGAUCAUUCGCUCCGGCUUGUUCCCCUAUUACAGCACUGGCAAUAUGACCUUUGAUUCCUUCAAUGUAUCACAGCGUGUCGCGACCGACACCACUUUCCGCUGCAUCGAUCAAGCAACAGUAUAUGCUGGCGCAGAAACUGGGGCGUUUCCUGCAGCCUACUACUACCAGUUCGAACGAACGAUCAACGGAUACAACCCGGAGAAUGUCUCCGGCGCGCCGGUCACGCCCGACUAUCCUCACGGCAAUCCAAACUUGCCCUACUUCAAGCUCCAUGGCGCCGAUAUGGACUGGGCGUUUGGCAACUUCUACGUUCCCCUAAGAGAUGCCAAUGAUCUUUAUUCCGUACAAUUGGUCAGCGCAUACUUUGCAGAAUUUGUGAGAAGCGGCCAGCCUAAUCCGCCAAUUCCUUACCUUCAAGCGAGAGGAUAUACCAAGACCUUACAAGGCGUCCAGGCAUCGGGACCUUGGGAGAAAGUGUCGAAUGCCACAGGGCCCAUUAAGCACCUAGACUACCCCGCGGCGAGCGGUGUCUUCGUUGAUUUGCCCCAAUGUGCGUGGCUCAACUAUAGCAUCAGCUAUUACCUCGAGCAGUAA
This is a messenger RNA of Cladophialophora psammophila CBS 110553, 2103 nucleotides long. RefSeq names its product esterase/lipase. Lineage: Eukaryota; Fungi; Ascomycota; Eurotiomycetes; Chaetothyriales; Herpotrichiellaceae. The record is from RefSeq and is a predicted model, not a curated record. Gene Ontology annotation, molecular function: cholinesterase activity. The transcript is spliced from 2 exons. The coding region runs from base 1 to 2103 and encodes 700 amino acids.